AUGGCGUCGGCCAAUUCCUACCAACCCGAUGAGGAUGACGACUAUAUCCAAGUGAUGGAGGUCUACCCCUCCCAGAACCACUACGGUGUCGUCAACCCCUACUAUUACUCGGAUUACUAUGACAACUUGAACUCGACGUUGAGUUUCGACUACCCGAACCCUUACAGCGUCGACACGUCUGCAAAAGUGAUAUUAAGCAUGAGUUAUACGCUAAUGAUACUGAUAUGUGGGACGGGCAACCUUUUGUUGUGUUGUGUGAUCUACCGCUUCAAGCGAAUGCGAACGGUUACUAAUUUAUUGAUAGGAAACCUGGCGCUCUCGGAUUUUCUGGUUGCUGCGGUGGUGGCGCCCUUUAACUUUUAUUACUAUCUACACCAGACGUGGCCGUUUGGCCGAGCUAUGUGUGUGAUUGUUGGUUAUUUGAAAGCAGUUUCGCUCUACGUCUCCGUCAAUUCCCUGUUGAUCAUCGCCAUAGACAGAUAUCUGACGAUAAUGAACCCUCUACGACCUCGGAUGACCCAUAACACCACAAUGACCAUUCUUAUCUUCAUUUGGAUAGUCUCCGCCGCAGUCGUCAUCCCAACCGCAAUCUACAGCAAGACAUUCAUAAUAGUGGGUCCGGGAGGGCAGAUACUGACUCAAUGCGGCGAGAUGGGCUGGCGGAACUCUGCCCUGAAGGUCAACACGCUCUUCCUCGUCAUCGGCGAGUUCAUCUUCCCUCUCCUCCUCAUGUGCAUUAUUUACUUUCUGAUCGCCAGGCGACUGUGGUUCCGCCAAGUUCCGUGCGAUCAUCUGACGGAGCAACAGGAGGCGAACGCGGAAGCGUCUAAGAGGCGGACAAUACGCAUGCUCAUUAUCGUCGUGGGCUUGUUCGCGGUUUGUUGGGCGCCGUACAACGGAUUCUCGAUAGCCAGGGAUUUCUAUCUCCAAACGCGCCAGGAAUCGUUAUACAAGACCAUUAACACCGUGUUUUACAUGGUUGAAGCCUUAGCCAUGAGCAACAGCAUGUUCAACACGCUAAUUUAUAUCUUCUUCAACGCCAACUUUCGGAAGUGUGUGUUUCAAAUGUUUACGCCUGCGCAUCGGACAUGUUCCUACCAAUCGACUGUCAGGGUGCGGUAUUCCCGCCCAACACAAGCCGCAAAAGCCUCAUCCAACCAUUAUGAUGCGUGCAAUAACAGGCAUGAUACAUCGCAAGAUACCGCCAGAACUUCAUUCUAUCAAAACGAGGUUCGGUAG
Molecule: messenger RNA, 1239 nt
Organism: Lytechinus variegatus (green sea urchin)
Lineage: Eukaryota; Metazoa; Echinodermata; Echinoidea; Temnopleuroida; Toxopneustidae
Product: prokineticin receptor 2-like
Exons: 2
Coding region: 1-1239 (412 amino acids)
Biological process (GO): neuropeptide signaling pathway
Cellular component (GO): membrane
Molecular function (GO): neuropeptide Y receptor activity
Source: RefSeq, a predicted model, not a curated record